GAUCAGGGAGGUGAGGCUGACCCGUGGGCGGCCACAGCUCUGACCGGUGGCGGCCGGUGGCCGGUUGCCUCACGAGGCGGUCCGUUGGUUGAGUAGGCCCAGCCAUGGCCGUGGACUUUGGGGACCACGCCAGUGGGUUCCGCCACAUUGAGGUGAUCAGGUUCAUUAACAACGAAGUCCUCAUGAACGGAGGCGGCCCGGAUUUCUACCAGGAUUUCCGUUCACGGCCCUGGACUGAAAUAGAGGAUAGGCUUCGGGCGGUAGUGGUCAACCCGGAGGUGCCGCGCACCCUCAAGAGGGCCUGCGCCUGGAGCGCGCUGGCCUUGAGCGUGCGCGUGGGCGCCAGGCAGCGCGAGCAGCAGGCGUGCAGGAUCCGGCAGCUGCAGCAACAGGUAGACGAGUGUAAGGAGACUUCCUGGGCCCUGGCCACGGAGCUGCAGUGGCUGCGAGACGAGCGUCAGGCGAUGGCCGCUCAACUGCACUUCAUGUCGGCCACCCUGCAGCGGGUCCUGAAUGAGCGUGAUAUUUUAUACGGGCAACUGCUCCAGGCCCAGAGUUCGGCCCAGGUCACCACGCUGGCUGGUGAUACGGAGCCUGGACCUUCAGCCGAGCAGCUUGAGGCUUCAGCAUGGCCCCAGAAUGAAGAGCAGCAACAUGAUAGGUUGCCCAUGGGGAUUCAUUUGCAGGCACCUGCCCCUACUGUGGCUCCUCCAGCUAUGUUUUACAUGCCAGGACCCCCGGUUCCCUGGGCCCAAGCCAUGCCACCCCUUCUGCCAGUGCCGGUGCCUUAUUUGUUUCGCCCACGAUUCCCUAUGGAAUCCCCAUCCUUGCAACCUGUACCACCACCACUACCACCACCACUGCCACCGCCUCCAAUAUCCACGGACACAGAAGCUCCAGUGGCCCCAUUUCUGAUACCCCCUCCAGGGAUCUAUCCCCCUGUCCCGUGGGGUGCAGCGGGUUUCCAGAAUGAUAUGGCCCCACUGGGGGGCCAGAGUAGCUACCACCAGGAGGGAGGUCCUAAUAUUCUCCAGGAUACAGCCCCCCUGAGGGACAUCAGCAGCAAUAGCCAAGAAAAUCUAGAGGGACCCCAGGGGAUGGUCAUCCCAGGCAACACCAUUUGCCAUAGCCAGGCAGAAAGUUCAGAUAGUUCCUGGAGGCCAGCUCUCAUGUGGGUUAGCAAGAGCCAUAAUCAGGCAGAAGGUCCAGAGAAGGCCCAAGGAGGGGACCCCCUGGGGGACAGUGGGAGAUAUAACCAAGAAGAAGAUCCAGAAAGACCCCAGGGCUUGUUCCUCCUGGGAGGGAGCAAGAGCCAAAGACAGGAGGAAGAUCUGGUGAGGCCACAAGAGACUGUCCCCCUGGGAGGUAGCAGAAGCCAAAAUCUAAAAGAAGGUUCACAGAGGCCCCCGCAGGUGGCUUCCCUAGGGCAUGGUGAAAGCUAUGCUGGGGAAAAAGCCCCACAGAAGUUCCAGGCAACCCUCCAGGGUGUAAGAGAAAAUACAAAGGAACAGCAGGCUCAGGGAGAGAAGGCUAAGCAACCAGAAGGGGAAAAAUCCUCCGAUUCCCAGCCUGAUGAGCGGUCUGCCUCAGGCUGCAAUCCAGUGGAUUGGAGCUGCCCCUGGUGUAAGGUGCUGAAUUUUCCAUGGCGCAAAACCUGCUAUAGAUGCAAGAAAGUCUACACGGCGGCAGCUGAGAGUGGAGACCCGGAGUCAGGGCAAGCUCUGGGGUUGGACGAAGGUGGUGAAUCCUGGAUGGCUGGUGCUGAUUGGUUGACACCCUGGAGAAGCCAAAGUCACAAAGAAUUUUUUUGAAAAGUUGUUUUCUGCUUUCUUAUUAACCACCUUUCCCUGAACAUGCCAUGUGUUUGGCUGGGAACAGCCACAUAUUAUUAGAGUUACAAGUAGUAGUGAAUUUUAGGAACAUCCUAUUUCUUGAAAAUUCUAUAUUCCUUUUGUAAGCUACUGCAUUAUUUAUAUUUGCUCCUUGUGUUUGUUUUUUUAAAUUUUACGGGUAAGGGCUUGUUUUUAUGUCUCUGAGCCCCACACGACUUGUUUGUUGCUGAAAAAAGCUGAACCUGUUUCGUUAGAAGAUCUCAAGACCCUAAAGAAAUCACAGCUCAAUUCUGACUGAGUCACACCUCAGUGAGAGCCCCUCUCCCCCCAACCUCACUCCCCCAAGUCCUGAGCUGAGAAAAGUGAGAGGACGUGAGGGAAGAAGAGAGAUUUGGCAUGCAUUAGGGAGGAAAGAGAGGGCAAAGUAAUUUUGGUAGAGUUUCACUGUUGGUCCAAGGAAUCUGUACGAGUUGGAGACUGCAGUGUUAAAUUCUGUAGAUAAUAACAAAUUGGAUGAAUUUCAUUUAAUUCAUUAAAUAGCUAUAGUGUAGUAUGUGUUAGGAACUAGACCUUUAUUAUCUGGGGUGCACAUUAUAACCUGACUUGGUGAGUCUGGUCAGAUACUGGGGGAGAGCCUUAUUUGGAAUAUCAAUUCUCGCAAGAAUGACCUUGUCUUGUGCGUGGUAUGGCUUUUGGGUAAACUCAAUUGAAAUAACAUCCAAUUAUUUUUGCAGUUUUGGGGGCAACAUCAAAGAGACUGCUUGUCUCAUAGGGCCCCGGUGAGAUAAGUGGGCAGUGGCAAAGAUCAGGAAAGUGGCCUCACAAGAGAGCAGGGACGACUUUUCUGUCACUCUGCUGAUUUCCUCCCUCGAGUAGAACAGCUGACAUCGGAAUGCCUGCAAGACCACUUGGGUGUUUGCAAGGACUGUGCUUGUGGGAGUGAUGGCUGCGCACUCAAGCCUCAGCUUCCAGCCAGCACCUUCUCAAGUCCCUUUCCAGUCAAGAGUGGACAAAGAGCAAAAUGGACUCCAUUGUGCAGUGCACAGGGCUCCUCUUGGGAGCACUAAUGGGUUAAAAAUGGAACUGGACUGGGACAUGCGCUCUAGAGACUGCUCCGGCUGUCUCUUCCACUUGGUGUGUUCUCUGCAGACUCACCUUUCCGAGGGGCUGGGAAGUUAGACCUGCCUCCUGUCUGAACAAAAGAUGUCCUCAAGUUCCCCUCAUGAGAUCCCAGCUCACCAGGCUCACCCUUUGUCGGGGGGUUUCUGAUCCUAAGUAGUAAUAAAGAGCGU
Talpa occidentalis (Iberian mole) is the source of this 3124-nucleotide messenger RNA. RefSeq names its product TEX13 family member D (gene TEX13D). The transcript has 2 exons. The coding region runs from base 105 to 1811 and encodes 568 amino acids. The record is from RefSeq and is a predicted model, not a curated record. NCBI's taxonomy places the organism in Eukaryota, Metazoa, Chordata, Mammalia, Eulipotyphla, Talpidae.